Messenger RNA from Neoarius graeffei (lesser salmon catfish), 5707 nucleotides. It is a transcript of the gene cacna1sa, whose product is annotated as calcium channel, voltage-dependent, L type, alpha 1S subunit, a. Gene Ontology annotation, cellular component: voltage-gated calcium channel complex; membrane. NCBI's taxonomy places the organism in Eukaryota, Metazoa, Chordata, Actinopteri, Siluriformes, Ariidae. Gene Ontology annotation, molecular function: calcium ion binding; voltage-gated calcium channel activity. Gene Ontology annotation, biological process: calcium ion transmembrane transport. The record is from RefSeq and is a predicted model, not a curated record. The coding region runs from base 76 to 5418 and encodes 1780 amino acids. The transcript has 45 exons.
UCUGGAGAGGGAAAGAGAGAAAAGGGAAGAAGGAAUAGUUAAGACAGGACCAGACUUGAAAAACCUUCUCCAGUGAUGGAGGGUGGAGGUGAGGUUCCCAUGAGCUCAUACAUCAUGGAUGAGGAGACGCUGAAGAGGAAGCAGAGGGAGAAACUGAAGAAGCUCCAGGCAACAGGAGGAAACCCUCGACCUGCUCGCUCGCUCCUCUUCCUCACGCUGAAGAACCCGUUCCGCAAAGCCUGCAUCAGCAUCGUGGAGUGGAAGCCAUUCGAGAUCAUCAUUCUUCUCACCAUCUUUGCAAACUGUGUGGCUCUUGCUGUGUUCAUGCCAAUGCCUGAGGAGGACACGAACAACACCAACAGCAACCUGGAGAGUUUGGAGUACAUCUUCCUCAUCAUCUUCACACUGGAGUGUUUCCUGAAGAUUGUGGCGUACGGACUGCUCUUCCACGCUGACGCAUAUUUACGAAACUGCUGGAACAUUCUGGACUUCGUCAUAGUGACAAUGGGUCUUUUCACUAUAGUGGUGGACUUCAUUAAUAAUAUCAGUGGUGUUGAGGCUCCAGUGGAACAGAAAGGUGGAGGGUUUGAUAUGAAAGCUCUCAGAGCAUUUAGGGUGCUGAGGCCAUUACGGCUUGUCUCAGGAGUCCCGAGCCUGCAAGUGGUGAUGAGCUCCAUUCUCAAGUCCAUGCUGCCGCUGUUUCACAUCUCACUGCUCGUCUUCUUCAUGGUGACCAUCUACGCCAUCAUCGGCCUUGAGCUUUUCAAAUGCAAGAUGCACAAAACCUGCUACUACAAGGACACGGAUAUCAUAGCGACGGUGGAGAAUGAGAAGCCGUCUCCAUGUGCUGAGGCGGGAAACGGGCGGCGCUGUGCCCUGAAUGGGACGGUGUGUAAACCAGGAUGGCCUGGUCCCAAUAACGGCAUCACACACUUUGAUAACCUGGGCUUCUCCAUGCUCACUGUGUAUCAGUGUAUCACCACGCAGGGCUGGACAGACGUCCUCUACUGGGUGAAUGAUGCGAUUGGGAUGGAAUGGCCGUGGCUCUACUUUGUCACUCUCAUUCUUCUGGGAUCAUUUUUCAUCUUAAACAUGGUGCUGGGAGUCCUGUGUGGUGAAUUCACUAAGGAGCGGGAGAAGAGCUCUCGGAGUGGUGAGUAUCAGAAGUUGCGUGAACGUCAGCAGCUGGAUGAAGAUCUGAAGGGUUACAUGGAGUGGAUCACUCACGCUGAGAUCAUGGACCUCGACCAGGAGGGUCAAGGUCUGCUGCCGCUGCAGGAGAGAGGUUUGGAGAUGGAGAGCCUGUACGAGUUGGAGGGUCUAAACAGACUCAUGUACUAUGUGCGUCAUGCUCGUCGCUGGAAUCGUUUCUUCCGGAGGAAGUGCCGUAUCUUGGUGAAAUCCAAGCUCUUCUACUGGCUCGUCUUCCUGCUGGUAUUUUUCAACACGCUGGUCAUUGCCACAGAGCAUCAUCAGCAGUCCCAGUCCCUCACCAACUUCCAAGAGAGUUCGAAUAAAGCUCUGCUGUCUCUGUUUGCGGUGGAGAUGGUGCUGAAGAUGUAUGCUCUCGGCCUGCCUGCUUACUUCAUGUCUCUCUUUAACCGUUUCGACUGUUUCGUCGUGUCUGUGGGGAUUCUGGAGCUCAUCUUGGUCCACAUGGACGUCAUGUCCACCAUGGGCAUCUCAGUUAUGCGCUGUAUUCGCCUGCUGCGCCUCAUCAAAGUCACCAAGUACUGGACAUCUCUCAGUAACUUGGUGGCGUCUCUGUUGAACUCAGUGCGUUCCAUUGCGUCUCUGCUCCUCCUCCUCUUCCUCUUUAUCGUCAUCUUCGCUCUGCUCGGUAUGCAGGUGUUCGGCGGAAAAUUCAACUUCCCCGACCAGAAAAUAAGACGAAGCAACUUUGACAAUUUCCCUCAGGCACUCAUCACUGUCUUCCAGAUCCUGACAGGAGAGGACUGGAACAGUGUGAUGUAUGAUGGUAUCAUGGCUCAUGGAGGUCCUGUGAUGCCUGGCAUCCUCGUCAGCAUUUACUUUAUCAUCCUGUUCAUCUGCGGCAACUACAUCCUGUUAAAUGUCUUCUUGGCCAUUGCGGUGGAUAACCUGGCUGAGGCCGAGAGUCUCACCGCUGCCCAGAAGGAAAAGGCCGAGGAAAAGAAACGUAAAAAGAUGCUGAGAUCUAAAGGGUCUGAUAAAGGAGAUGAAGAUAAAACACUGGCGAAGAAACUGGCAGAGCAGCGAGCAAAGAUGGAGGGAAUCCCAACCACGGCCAGGCUGAAGGUGGACGAGUUUGAGUUCAAUGUAAAUGAGAUUAAAGACCCUUUCCCACCAGCUGACUUUCCGGGUGACGAUGAGGAGGAGGAGCCUGAGAUCCCCACCAGCCCGAGGCCUCGCCCAAUGGCUGAUCUGCAGUUGAAGGAGACGGUGGUACCGAUGCCCGAAGCCAGCUCCUUCUUCAUCUUUGGCCCACAGAACAAGUUCCGUAAAUUGUGCCACCGCAUCAUCAACGCUACAUCAUUUACCAACAUCAUCCUCCUCUUCAUCCUUCUGAGCAGCAUCUCACUGGCAGCUGAGGACCCCAUCGACCCGCUGUCCUUCAGAAACCAGGUCUUAACGUAUGCAGACAUCGUCUUCACUUCUGUCUUCACGGCUGAGAUUGUGCUGAAGAUGACAACGUACGGCGCUUUCUUACAUAAAGGCUCCUUCUGCAGGAACUCCUUCAACAUCCUGGACCUGAUCGUAGUCGGAGUCUCACUGCUCUCCAUGGGGAUGGAAUCCAGUGCCAUCUCUGUAGUGAAGAUCCUGCGAGUGCUGAGAGUCCUGAGACCUUUACGAGCCAUAAACAGAGCAAAAGGACUCAAGCAUGUGGUUCAGUGUGUGUUUGUGGCCAUUAAGACGAUUGGGAACAUUGUGCUGGUCACCAUGCUGCUGGAUUUCAUGUUCGCCUGCAUCGGAGUUCAGCUGUUCAGGGGUAAAUUUUACGCCUGCACAGAUCCACUCAAGAUGACGGAAGCAGAGUGCAGGGGGAAAUUUAUCUAUUACCAGGACAACGCUCUGCACGAGAUGGUGAUCCGUAAGAGGAAGUGGAUUAACGGUGACUUAAACUUUGACAACGUGCUGAACGGCAUGCUGGCACUUUUCACGGCCUCCACUUUUGAGGGCUGGCCAAAGCUGCUGUACAAAGCCAUCGAUUCCAACAUGGAGGACGUUGGCCCUGUGUACAAUAACCGCAUUGGGAUCUCCAUCUUCUUUAUCAUUUAUCUCAUCCUCAUCGCCUUCUUCAUGAUGAACAUUUUUGUUGGUUUUGUGAUCGUCACCUUCCAGGAGCAGGGGGAGCAGGAGUACAAGAACUGUGAGCUGGACAAGAACCAGCGCCAAUGUGUGCAGUAUGCUCUGAAGGCCCGCCCACUCCGAUGUUACAUUCCCAAAAACCCAUAUCAGUAUCAGGUGUGGUACAUCGUGACCUCCUGCUACUUUGAGUACCUCAUGUUCCUCCUCAUCAUGCUGAACACCAUGUGCCUGGGGAUGCAGCACUGCAAUCAGUCGGAACACAUCACUCACCUGUCUGACAUGCUGAACGUGAUCUUCACUGUGCUUUUCACCAUCGAGAUGAUCCUUAAAGUUGGAGCCUUCAAAGCCAAGGGUUAUUUUGGAGACCCAUGGAACGUUUUUGACUUUGUCAUUGUAGUUGGCAGCAUCGUUGACGUCAUUUUGAGUGAGAUUAAUGUGGCCCUGGCUGCACAGGGAGGUCUGUACUGCCUGACCGGCUGUGAGGAAGUGAACCCGAUGCAGGAGAUUGCAGACUCUGAGAACAUGAGUGUCUCCAUCACACUGUUCCGUCUGUUCCGUGUGAUGCGCCUGGUGAAGCUACUGAAUCGAUUUGAGGGAAUUCGAAACCUGCUGUGGACCUUCAUCAAGUCCUUCCAGGCUCUACCAUAUGUGGCUCUGCUCAUCGUCAUGCUCUUCUUCAUCUAUGCUGUCAUAGGCAUGCAGGUGUUUGGGAAGAUUGCGCUGAUUGAUGGAACAGUGAUUAAUCGCAAUAAUAAUUUCCAGACGUUUCCGCAGGCCGUGCUGCUGCUCUUCAGAUGUGCUACAGGUGAGGCGUGGCAGGAAGUGAUGUUGGGAUGUUUAUACGGUCAGCACUGUGACCCCAAAUCAGAUUACCUGCCAGGGGAGGAGUUCACCUGCGGCUCGGGAUUCGCUGUCCUCUACUUCAUGAGCUUCUACAUGCUGUGUGCUUUUCUGAUCAUUAACCUGUUUGUGGCCGUCAUCAUGGAUAACUUUGAUUAUCUGACACGUGAUUGGUCAAUCCUUGGGCCGCAUCAUCUGGAUGAAUUUAAGAAGAUCUGGGCAGAGUACGACCCUGAAGCCACGGGGCGUAUUAAACACCUGGAUGUCGUAACUCUGUUGAGGAGAAUUCAGCCUCCACUGGGCUUUGGCAAGUUCUGUCCUCACCGUGUCGCCUGCAAGAGGCUGAUCUCCAUGAACAUGCCAUUAAACAGUGAUGGCACUGUGACUUUUAAUGCCACACUGUUUGCUCUUGUACGCACAGGACUGCGCAUCAAAACAGAGGGAAAUUUCCAGCAGGCGAAUGAGGAGCUGCGAGCAAUCAUUAAGAAAAUCUGGAAGAGGACAAGCAUGAAGCUGCUGGACCAAGUCAUUCCACCCAUCGGAGAUGAUGAGGUGACAGUAGGGAAGUUCUAUGCUACAUUCCUGAUCCAGGAGCAUUUCAGGAAGUUUAUAAAGCGUCAGGAAGAAUAUUACGGCUACAGACCGACCAAGAAUAAAAAAACCACCAAUGAAAUUCAGGCUGGGUUGAGGAGUAUUGAGGAAGAGGCGGCUCCCGAGCUGCAGAGAGCGAUUUCUGGGGACCUGAUGGACGAAGAUGAGAUGGACAGGGUGAUGGACGAAGUGGCUGAAGACGCAAUUUACAGGCGUGCAGGAGGGCUGUUUGGGAAUCACGUGGUCCCGUUCUCCCUGCAGUGUGGAGGAGCUGCACACACUCAGGUUGUGAGUCAGCGCCCUCUACAGAUCAGUGACGGCAGAGCGCAGGACAGUGACACGUCACCCCGAGUCUCCGCCCACACACAUAACUACACACAAUACAACUACUCACACAACACACACAAUAACGCCAACACAAACAACAACAGCACACAAAGUGAACUCCAUUUCCCAGCAUGCACCAGUGAGGAAGUGCAGGGCCCAGUGAGUGCUGCUGAGCUGCUCAUCCAGGAGGUGUUGGAGGCAGGAGGCGUGGCUCAUAUCACUGAUGAUCGCAGUUUUGUUAGGGUGGUGAAGGAGGAAACGGCUGCAGCACUGCACAUGGACAUGCAAGAAACGGAGAGAAAAGUAGAGACUAUGUUGGACACGUGUGCAAGGAGAAAAGCCACGCCCCUUCCCAGGUGCUCAGAUGACUAAUACAGCCACAUGUGAAAUGAAGAUUAAUGUCAAUGUAAACUAAAACAUGUUUGUUUAAGAAUAUUAUUAUGAGUGACUUGUUUAGGGGUGUGGCAUUUCUGUAUUAUUCAAAUACAUCAUGAUGCUGUUAAUGAACAUGAAUUAAUUUUCUAUUAGAUAACAAUCUAAAGAAUAAAAUAUAGAACUUCUUAUGAGUGUAUUUUGAGUUGUGUGUGUGUGUAUAUAACUCAUUUUUAAUCAUUUUGGUGCCGUUUCUGUAAUCUAGUUGGACUCUGUGAUAAUUACAGUU